CUCUUUUUCGAGAUUUUCCAGUGGAGUGAUUUUAACGUUUUCUGCAUCUAUUUGUCGUAUGUUCUCGGGAAAUCUAUGCGAACAAAACCUCCGUUUGUUAGUGGUGUUGCUGUUUGUUGUGGGUUCAGAUUCUUGGACCAGUUGGGUUCUUCUAGCAAUUUCUAGAUAUCCUGUGAUUGAGAUAUUUGAAUAGUUGUAGGUCUUUGUUUUUGUCCUCUAAGAUUGUCAUGGAUAAUGGGGGUACCUGUAGAAAAAAUCUGGUUCACAAUCCAUCUCCACCGAUUUUCUCACUGGCUAGUAGACAAGUUUGCCAUCCAUAUAAUUAUUUGAGGUUCCUAUCAAUUCAACUGUUCUUCGUGCUCUGGGGAGUGGAUAUUCCAAUAUUCUUGAGGUCUGAUGAUGGAUAAGAAGGAGAAGAACUCCAUCACGGUGGCUCCUUUUGAGUGUGCUUGGCUCAAGGAUUUAAGAUUUCGGGAAGCAGGACGGGGGUGUGUGGCUUUUGAAGCUUCCGCUCACAACGAUGUCACACUCGUGUUCCGAGAGAACGUGGGGAGUCAACAUUACCAUUACAAACGAGAUAUGAGUCCUCAUUAUACGGUUAUAAUAGGUAGUCACCGAAAUCGACGUCUAAGAAUUAUAGCCGAUGGGAGAACUGUUGUUGAUGAAGAGGGUGUUGCUCUUUGCAGUUCCUCAGCAUUUCAAAGCUAUUGGAUCAGUGUCUAUGAUGGUUUGAUCAGCAUUGGGAAGGGAAGAUACCCUUUUCAGAAUAUGGUCUUCCAAUGGCUUGAUACAAAUCCAAACUGCAGCGUUCAAUAUAUUGGGCUUAGUAGCUGGGAUAAACAUGUGGGAUAUAGAAAUGUUAACGUUUUGCCACUGACGCAGGAUCAUAUUUCCUUGUGGAAGCAUGUGGAUAAUGGUGAUGAAGGCGAGGACGAUGUGGAAUUGGAGUUUGAAGAUGAAUACAAAGAUUACAAGAACUGGGGCCUCGAACAUUUUCUUGAAAAUUGGGAUUUAUCAGAUAUACUUUUCUGUGUUGAUUCUGGAGAAACACUUGUGCCUGCUCAUAAAGCUAUCUUAUUUGCUUCGGGAAACUUUCCCUCGAAUUUGUCGCAAGUUGUCGUGCAGCUACAUGGAGUAUCAUAUCCAGUUCUCCAUGCUCUUCUCCAAUAUGUUUACACAGGUCAAACUGAGAUUCUGGAGUCUCAACUUGGUUCCUUGAGGGAUUUAGCCUUACAACUUGAAGUGAUAGUGUUAGUGAACCAGUGUGAUGACAUGAUGGGACAGUUAAAACUGAACAAAAAGUUGUUGGACUCGGGCAAUAGGGUGGAAUUAUCAUAUCCAAGGACUCAACCCCAUUGUACUACAGUAUUCCCCUCCGGGCUUCCACUAAACGUACAGAGGCUCAAACAAUUACAAUGUACUGGCGAGUUCAGUGAUGUGUCCAUCUAUAUACAAGGUCAUGGGUUUGUUGCCCACGUGCACAAAAUCAUUCUUAGCUUAUGGAGCAUGCCAUUUGAAAGGAUGUUUACCAAUGGAAUGAGUGAAACAGCGUCCUCUGAGGUUUAUAUUAGGGAUGUAUCACCAGAAGCUUUUCAAACCAUGCUCAAGUUCAUGUAUAGUGGAGAAUUGAGUAAAGAUAGUACAAUGGAAUCUGAUGUCUUGUUACUUCAACUACUAUUUUUAGCUGAUCAAUUUGGUGUCUCUCUUCUUCAUCAAGAAUGCUGCAAAAUACUUCUAGAAUGCCUUUCGGAGGAUUCAGUAUGUUCCAUCCUUCAAGUUGUUUCAUCAAUUCCAUGCUGUAAGCUCAUUGAAGAAACUUGUGAGAGGAAGUUCUCAAUGCACUUUGAUUAUUGUACGACUGCGAACAUUGAAUUUGUUAUGUUAGAUGAGUCAACUUUCCGCAAAAUCCUUCAGUGCCCUGAUUUGACAGUGACGUCUGAGGAAAAAGUACUCAAUGCAAUCUUAAUGUGGGGUUUAGAAGCAAGUGAAUUAUGUGGGUGGAUGGCUGUAGAUGAGCUUAUAACAUUUUCAACCCCUGAAAUCCUUUUUGGUGAGAGACUUCAAUCAGUUCAGGAUUUGCUUUCUCUCGUGCGAUUUCCAUUACUCCCAUAUGACUUGUUGAAGAAGUUGCAGAACAGUAGCAUUAGCAGGAAGAUUCGUACCUUUAAGAAUCUUGUGAAGGAGGCUAUCGACUUUGUGAAACUUGAACCAUCAAGCCUAGAGGACAAGAAGAAGAACAAUGUGAGAUUUCAACAUAGACGGUCUAGUUAUAAGGAGCUGCAGUACAUUUGUGAUGGGGACAGCAAUGGAGUUCUAUUCUUUGCCGGUACAUCAUAUGGAGAGCACCAGUGGGUUAAUCCCAUUCUUUCAAAGAAAAUUACUAUUACAACAAGCAGUCCACCUUCAAGAUAUACAGAUCCAAAGGUUCUGGUCUCGAGAACUUACCAGGGAACUUCCUUUGCGGGCCUUCGCGUGGAAGAUGGGAAAACUUGUUCAUGGUGGAUGGUAGAUAUUGGCGAAGAUCAUCAGCUGAUGUGCAAUUAUUACACAUUAAGACAAGAUGGGUCAAGGGCAUUCAUCAGAUACUGGAAUCUUCAGGGGUCAUUGGACGGGAAAACUUGGACAAACUUGCGAGUACAUGAGAACGAUCAGACGGUCUGCAAACCUGGUCAGUUUGCAUCAUGGCCAGUAACUGGACCAAACGCUUUACUUCCAUUUAGAUUCUUCCGUGUUCUUCUCACAGCCCCAACAACUGAUGCUUCGAAUCCGUGGAACUUGUGCAUUUGCUUUCUGGAACUUUAUGGCUACUUCCUCUAGAUUCCUGUAUUUGUAAAUUAUCGUGCCACCCCUUUCCUUUCGAGCUGUAAAUUAUGCGGGCAGAUGAUGCUUACUGUUUCAGAAUAAAAAUGUUUUGAGGUUUUUGUAAGCAUUGUCUAGGGCAAUGCUACUUUAAGAUGAAAUCUUCAGGAAUAAAGGGUUUUCAGAUGUAUGUUAAUGUAUGGAAAUACUGCAAUAUGUUUGGAUACGAAGAAGUAAACGAUUUUUCAGUUUUUUCUUC
Messenger RNA from Cucumis melo (muskmelon), 3058 nucleotides. Its product is annotated as BTB/POZ domain-containing protein At2g30600. The transcript has 13 exons. Bases 397 to 2817 code for a protein of 806 amino acids. Lineage: Eukaryota; Viridiplantae; Streptophyta; Magnoliopsida; Cucurbitales; Cucurbitaceae. Gene Ontology annotation, molecular function: protein binding. The record is from RefSeq and is a predicted model, not a curated record.